Otolemur garnettii (small-eared galago) is the source of this 7524-nucleotide messenger RNA. RefSeq names its product ankyrin repeat and FYVE domain containing 1 (gene ANKFY1). The transcript is spliced from 25 exons. Bases 35 to 3544 code for a protein of 1169 amino acids. Gene Ontology annotation, molecular function: protein binding; metal ion binding. NCBI's taxonomy places the organism in Eukaryota, Metazoa, Chordata, Mammalia, Primates, Galagidae. The record is from RefSeq and is a predicted model, not a curated record.
UUAUCGCGAGACUGCAGACAGGGCCGGGCCAGACAUGGCGGAAGAGGAAGUGGCCAAGUUGGAGAAGCACUUGAUGCUUCUCCGACAAGAGUAUGUCAAGCUGCAGAAGAAACUGGCAGAGACAGAGAAGAGGUGCACUCUUUUGGCUGCGCAAGCAAGCAAGGAAAGCAGCAGCGAGUCCUUCAUCAGCCGCUUGCUGAUGAUUGUGGCUGACCUCUAUGAGCAGGAGCAGUAUAGUGAUCUGAAGAUAAAGGUUGGGGGCAGGCACAUCAAUGCUCAUAAGUUUGUCCUGGCAGCCCGAAGUGACAGCUGGAGUCUAGCCAAUUUGUCUUCCACUGAGGAGCUGGACCUGUCAGAUGCUAACCCUGAAGUGACAAUGACAAUGCUUCGCUGGAUCUAUACAGAUGAGUUGGAGUUCAGAGAGGAUGAUGUGUUCCUGACUGAACUGAUGAAACUCGCAAAUCGGUUUCAGCUACAGCUCCUUAGGGAGAGAUGUGAGAAGGGUGUUAUGUCUUUGGUGAAUGUCAGGAACUGUAUUCGCUUCUACCAGACUGCAGAGGAACUGAAUGCCAGCACACUGAUGAACUAUUGUGCAGAAAUCAUUGCAAGCCAUUGGGAUGACUUACGAAAGGAGGACUUCAGUAGCAUGAGUGCCCAGUUAUUAUACAAAAUGAUCAAAUCCAAGACGGAGUACCCAUUACAUAAAGCUAUCAAAGUGGAAAGAGAAGAUGUGGUCUUCCUUUAUCUGAUUGAAAUGGAUUCACAGCUCCCUGGGAAGCUGAAUGAAGUGGAUCAUAAUGGAGAUCUUGCAUUAGAUCUAGCCCUUUCACGACGGCUAGAGAGUAUUGCCACCACGCUGGUUAGUCACAAAGCUGAUGUGGACAUGGUAGACAAGAAUGGCUGGAGCUUGUUACAUAAAGGAAUCGAAAGAGGAGAUCUCUUUGCUGCCACUUUCCUCAUUAAGAAUGGGGCAUUGGUCAAUGCUGCUACAUUGGGUGCCCAGGAGACACCGUUACACCUUGUGGCAUCAUACAGUUCAAAGAAACAUUCAGCAGAUGUGAUGUCUGAGAUGGCACAGAUUGCAGAGGCCCUCUUGCAGGCUGGUGCCAACCCCAACAUGCAAGACAGCAAAGGCAGGACUCCUUUACACUUGUCCAUCAUGGCCAGAAAUGAAUAUGUGUUUAACCAACUGCUGCACUGUAAACAGUUAGAUUUAGAAUUAAAAGAUCACGAGGGCAGCACAGCUCUGUGGCUUGCAGUGCAGUACAUCACUGUGUCUUCUGACCAGUCUGUGAACCCCUUUGAAGACCUCCCUGUUGUAAAUGGGACUUCAUUUGAUGAAAACAGCUUUGCAGCUAGACUCAUUCAGCGUGGCAGCAACACCGAUGCACCUGAUACGAUUACAGGAAAUUGUUUACUACAGCGGGCAGCUGGAGCAGGAAAUGAGGCAGCAGCUCUUUUCCUGGCAACCAAUGGGGCCCAUGUUAACCAUAAAAACAAGUGGGGAGAAACCCCAUUGCACACAGCUUGUCGGCAUGGCCUGGCUAACCUUACUGCAGAGCUCCUACAGCAAGGUGCCAACCCAAAUCUGCAGACAGAAGAAGCCCUUCCUUUGCCAAAGGAGUCUGCAUCCCUACCCAGCUCAGCAGACAGUGUCUGUCUGCAGACUCCACUACACAUGGCAAUUGCCUAUAAUCAUCCAGAUGUGGUGUCUGUCAUUCUGGAGCAGAAAGCCAAUGCUCUUCAUGCCACCAACAACUUGCAAAUUAUUCCGGACUUCAGCCUCAAAGAUUCCCGAGACCAGACUGUGUUGGGGCUGGCAUUGUGGACUGGCAUGCACACAAUUGCAGCCCAGCUGCUGGGCUCUGGGGCUUCCAUCAAUGACACCAUGUCAGACGGGCAGACCUUGCUGCACAUGGCCAUACAGCGGCAGGAUAGCAAGAGUGCACUCUUUCUUCUGGAGCAUCAGGCAGAUAUAAAUGUCAGGACUCAGGAUGGGGAGACGGCCCUUCAGCUGGCCAUCAGAAAUCAGCUUCCACUUGUGGUUGAUGCCAUAUGCACCCGGGGAGCUGACAUGUCCGUGCCAGAUGAAAAGGGAAACCCCCCACUGUGGCUUGCAUUGGCAAACAGUUUGGAGGAUAUUGCAUCCACUCUGGUCAGACAUGGUUGUGAUGCCACGUGCUGGGGUCCCGGACCCAGUGGGUGCCUUCAGACACUCCUGCACAGAGCCAUUGAUGAAAACAAUGAGUCUACCGCCUGCUUUCUUAUUCGCAGUGGCUGUGAUGUGAACAGUCCCAGACAACCAGGUGCUAAUGGAGAAGGAGAGGAAGAGGCUAGAGAUGGGCAGACCCCCUUGCACUUGGCAGCCUCUUGGGGGCUGGAAGAGACAGUGCAGUGUCUUCUGGAGUUUGGUGCCAAUGUAAAUGCACAGGAUGCAGAAGGAAGAACGCCUAUCCACGUGGCCAUCAGCAACCAACAUGGUGUUAUCAUUCAGUUGUUGAUUUCUCACCCUGACAUCCACUUGAAUGUACGAGACAGGCAAGGGCUGACCCCAUUCGCCUGUGCCAUGACUUACAAGAACAAUAAGGCAGCUGAGGCCAUUCUGAAACGAGAAUCUGGGGCUGCUGAACAGGUGGACAACAAAGGUCGUAAUUUCCUUCAUGUAGCAGUUCAGAACUCUGAUAUUGAAAGUGUCCUGUUCCUGAUCAGUGUCCAGGCUAAUGUGAAUUCCAGAGUCCAGGAUGCUUCCAAGUUGACCCCUUUGCACCUCGCUGUCCAGUCGGGUUCAGAGAUGAUUGUCCGCAAUUUGCUUCUUGCAGGAGCCAAAGUGAAUGAAUUAACUAAGCAUCGCCAGACUGCCCUCCAUCUUGCUGCUCAGCAGGACCUGCCUACCAUCUGCUCUGUCCUCCUGGAGAAUGGAGUGGACUUUGCUGCUGUGGAUGAGAAUGGAAAUAAUGCUCUUCAUCUUGCUGUCAUGCAUGGUCGGCUCAACAACAUUCGGGUUCUCCUGACAGAGUGCACAGUGGAUGCUGAAGCUUUUAAUCUGAGAGGUCAGUCACCACUGCACAUUUUGGGACAAUAUGGCAAAGAGAAUGCAGCAGCCAUCUUUGAUCUCUUCUUAGAGUGCAUGCCUGAGUAUCCUUUAGAUAAACCAGACGCAGAAGGCAACACAGUGCUGCUCUUAGCGUACAUGAAAGGGAAUGCCAACUUGUGUCGUGCCAUUGUCCGAUCUGGGGCUCGCCUUGGGGUGAAUAAUAAUCAAGGCAUCAACAUUUUCAACUACCAGGUUGCCACCAAGCAGCUUCUGUUUAGACUCUUAGAUAUGCUAUCGAAGGAGCCUCCGUGGUGUGAUGGCUCCAAUUGCUACGAGUGCACUGCCAAGUUUGGAGUCACAACCCGAAAACAUCACUGUCGUCACUGCGGCCGUCUUCUUUGCCAUAAAUGCUCAACUAAGGAGAUACCUAUUAUAAAGUUUGAUCUGAACAAGCCUGUGCGAGUGUGCAACAUUUGCUUUGAUGUACUGACUCUGGGUGGGGUCUCUUAGUGAGCCCUAGGAGCGUCCAGGCCACGUCUCCAGUCACCUCCCCAGCAGCUGCUCUGCUCACCAGCCUGCCCACCCAGAGCAGGAGCUGGCGGUCGUCUUCUGCAGCAAUAGACUGGAACAAUUAAGGACCAUGGUGUGAUAGAUCUCAUUUCAAAUGAUUCCAUAUGAUCAUCAGUGUGUGUCAGGCUGUGAUCGAUUCACUACUAGAUGUCUCACUAAUUGGACCAGGCCAUUCAGCCUAAGUGGUAAAUGUGAUUAGGUUAGACCCCCAUUCUGUUACCAACAUACAAGGACACUCUGAAAACCAUUUUCCCUUUUAGUAGCUUAGGGUCCAUCUCAGAGUAUUCAUGAAGUCUUCCUGCCUGGGCUGACUUAUGAGGCGGAGCCUCACAAAGUAGGAAGCUGGCUGCUUCAUGACAGCUGGCUUAACUCUAGGGUACGUGGCUGUGGACUUUUCUGCACAGUGUUUUCAUAAAGAUAAUAGGAUCCUCUUGCCCUGAAGUCUUUUUUUUUUUUUUUAAGCGAAGCUGUAUUUUUAGUGAGCUACCCCUUUUAAAAAGGUGAAAUCUUUCUAAACAGGGUUCAAAGAUGAGAGCUGAAAAUCGUGGCCUUAACAACUGAAAGCUUUACCAGUGUUCAUGCUACUGAGGUGUCAGGAGUGCAGUAUGGCAGCUUGAUACCUCCUAGCAGCCGUCUCAUUCUCUCGUCUUGCUGCAUCCUGUCUGUACUCAGUCACCCUACCACUUGAGAGUGGUAGAGAAAAUGCACUUUUAUUGUGCUGCACUUUUUAUAUAGCUGCAUUAUUGGUGAUUCCAAUUUAAAAAAUUCCAUGGUCAGAAAUACCCUCACACAUCCUUACAUCAGUGAUUCUAAUUAUCAGCUUUGACUGGACCUCAGCUCACACUGAUCUUAAAGGAAAAACUAUAGAAUGUCUUUUAGAGCAAGAGAGUCAUACAGGCCAGCUGGGGGAAAUCUGUAAAGCUUCAGCUCCAGGGCAUCUCCAGCUCAGGCCAGCAGGUCCUAUCUCCUUAAUACGAAUGCUUCUUGCUGAAACCUUCCCUAGUCAUGCUGUGAAUGCUGUUGGUUCCAGUUAUAUGUCCCUUGUCCUGCUCCAUGGGGCCAACAGCCAAAGGUCCUGGCCAGGUGAGCACAGCCCCAUUUUGGAAGGCUCUGACGUGUGUGCUAAAUGAGGCAGCCAGAACCCGCUGGGCCUUAGUCACUCACUGCUAGUACAUAUUUUAACCCUGAGAUAUUAAACUUCUUUUGAAGGUUGGGCCAGUUAAAAAAACAAUGCACAUUUAAAGAGAAACUUUUACCACUGCUUUUUAAAAAACAAAAACUACUCUGAGAUAAACAAUGUUAACACAGUUAUACUCAGAGAUUAACAGUCUCAAUCAUAACAUGCUGAUUUUUUAAGACAUUUUAAUAACCACUACAUUUUUUGCAUUAAUGAAGUAUGGAUAUAUGUGUAAAAGGGACUAAAUAUUUUUUUGCAACAACCUGUUUUUUUGUUUCUUUUUUGGAUAGUGGUAUGUUCUUUCUGUUGCUGUAGAUUUAUACGUUCUGUUGCCUAUAUAUGUGUGUAAAAUGAGCUUAUAAACCAGAGUGCUACUUUUUUUUAAUAUUUCUGUGAUUUAUAAGAUAUAUGCUUCUAUGUUAAUAUGAAGUGCACAAUGUUUAAAAGAAAAACUUAAUUAGAAGAGUCCCCUGUUCCCUAUUCUGUGACAUAUUUCACAUAGAAUUUUUACAGAAAAAUUCAGCUAGUCUUGGCAAACAUUUGACCAUGAGAGGCAUGUGGUCAGUUUCCAUUUUCUAUUGCCUGAAAAAGGCCACAAGGAAGCAGGGCUUAGUUAGGUAGCUUGAUUAUGUAAUUCUGUAAUUAGAAAGUAAGAUAAUCAUGGUUCAGAUAUGAAUUGAGGUGGUUGGUACACAGAUAAUUGUUCUUUUAAUGUUCAUAGUGGAGAGGGGAGGAUGAGGAUUCAAUCAGUAAACAGGCUAAUUGUUCUGCCCUGCCUACUGUACCAAUUUCAAUCACAAACUUGCCUAUAAUUGCACUUAAAUUCUUAAGAUCAUGUUUAAAAUAUGUUAGAUCAUGUUUAAAAUAUGUUGAUUCAAGCUUCUGUUUCUCAGCAGAGUCCAGGGAUAACAGUGGUACUGACCAGCCAUGAAUUAGGGGUACAUUUUUAAAUUCUGCAUUGGCUUCAGAAUGCAUUCAUGUAGAUAUAGAAAAAGCAUCUUUUUGAUCUUAGGAAGUCUCCCUGACCAUGCUGAUGUUCACUGGACGGCACUCAGCAGGUCCUUUGAGUGGUAGCUGCCCAGGUAGGACGCCAGGCACACUCUGAGGACCUUUUGUGCUCUCCAUGCUAUCACAACUUGAAUGACAAAACUGCCUAGCUGCUCCUGUUAAAUUUUAAUCUGUAGCUUAAGUACUAGUAGGAAAAACUUAAUUUUAUUCAUUCAGAAAGUUGCCAAUUAUCAUGAAUGAGUAGAGCAGGAAGAAUAAACUUUACUCAAACAGAAUUUGCUGUAUCAGUCAACAUUGUUAUGCUGAAAGCUUUUUAACUGCCUCUUACUCAUCACCAGAUUUAUUAUAUAGUGUAUUCUCAGCAGUCUUCUUUUUUGUUUUUAAGACAAAGGUACAAACCAUGUGCUAUAUAUAAACUGAAUGGCUUAAACUAAUUUGCUACAAUCCUCUCACACAGAAGUUUCCCACAAACUUAAGUGCCUACACUUAGGACUUUUAAACUUUCAGUUAUCUUUUUAGUGGUAUCUCAUUGAGUGAUGUGUUAGAAUAUGUGUUCCAUUUGAAGUUUUGUGCCUGUGCACUGUUAACCCUAAUUACCAAUUUAGUCAAGGCUGGAUUAGAUUGCUCAGUUCACCUGCCACAUUCUCUCCAAGGAGUGGGGUCCAUGUGACCUUUAGUCCUCUACCUCAGAACCCUGAGUCACUUCUGACCAACCUGCUCAGCUUCCUCAGUCUUCUCCCUGAAAGGGUCCCUGUGUGGAGCUCAGUGUGCAUGUGGUGUCACCACUCUUCUGAUUCGUGUCCCAUGCCUGUUGUACUGAACUGUUACUGCACUCAUCUUGUCCAUAGGCAUGGAGUGGAGGGAAAGUCUUGGGAGAGGGGAGAGCCUUGAACUUCAUUUAUGUUUCCUUUAUCUGGAGAAAAAGAACACUUCUGCACUAUGUAAUGCUUAGACCUGAAAGGCAAACUAACUUCCCAGGUGACAGUACAGUGUAAUGCUUUCCUGACAGACACACUUCCCUCAGGACAAACCCCAGAAGAACUAUCUGAAGCACCAAAGCUUCCCACUCCCAGAGGGGAGAGGAGGAAGCAAAGGGGAACAACUUGCCCAAGGGAUUUGGAAGCCACAUUCUCAUUUUGUGGAAGUAACUUAGUGAAGAGCUAACAGCUUGACAAGACAUCAAGUAAACACUUAAAAUCCCAGAAGUUAUAGAUGCCUUAAAGACUUUCUUUGGAAGAUCAUUACCUGUACAGUUCCUUUUUUGUGUGGCGUAAAUAAUAUAUUAACCUAUUACAACUGACAACAUUGGUUUUCUGCAGCAAGGGAGUCUUGUAGUUGGGACUGCUCAACUUUAUGAUGUGCCCCUUUGUGCAGAUGUGUGAGCUGGCUGUUACCAUGACAUUCCCAUGUGACACCAAGGGGAAGGGCAGUAGCUGGGCAGAAAUGGCAGGCACACGUUUGGGUUGAUCACCUUGGCUUCCAGACCAUUUGGGGUGGUGCUCGGUGUGGGGUGAUGACAUCAUAUAGGACCAUGGCGCUUAUCAGCAUUGUUUCUUUGAAGUCUGUGUAAUGGAAUGUAUUUUUCAAAUACUGAUAUUUGCAUUUUCUGUAACAGUUCCUUAUAAUAAAAUGAAGUAAAAUUGCGCAUUUAAAGUGGAAACUUUAAUAAGACAUUUGUAGUUACUUCCAACACAGAGGUACCAAUAAGCAUUAAAAACAAGUUAAAAAAAACUCA